CUUUUUAGAGAAAAUAAAUGUUUGUUUAGUCUAUGGCGUUCGGUGUUUAUAAUUGCCCAACUGAAAAAUUUGUUAAGAGAAUAAAUAAUGGCAGCUGUGUGGGCAAACAUGAGAAAUGUUAACUAUAAGUGCCAAUUCAGUUCAUUAACUCGUUUGCUCUCUACAUCUUCUCCUGCUAAAGAUAGCAAUGAAAGUUGGCUAAGUAAGUUGCUAGUGCGCCGCAUCGAGCCUACUAAAGAAUCACAUUCCAGAUUACUAUCGGACAAAGAAAUUAUUUACGAACUUCAGACCCACAAUGUGAGACCGGACUGUUUGAAAGAAUAUAUUAAGAAUUGUUCUCAGUCUUCUCAACUUAUCCACUCACUAGACCUUAAUGUGGAAUUAGUAGGGAGUUGGUCAGUGCAGGUGGGAGACUUGGACCAAGCACUUCACCUGUGGAGAUACAGAGGUGGUUAUGGCAGCAUUGAUAAAGCGAAAAAACAACUUAGUCAGAAUGAGGAUUUUAUCAGUUUACAAUUGGAACGAGGCAAGCUGCUCCGAUCCCGGCAUCUACAAUUUUUGCUGGCAUUUAGUUACUGGCCCUCUAUAGUUUCAAGACCAGGAAACAAUAUUUAUGAAAUUCGGAGUUAUAGUUUGAAACCAGGGACUAUGAUUGAAUGGGGAAACAACUGGGCACGUGCAAUAAACUAUCGUCGCAACAAUGAUGAACCAUUUGCAGGUCUCUUUUCACAAAUUGGAAGACUGUACAAUGUACAUCAUAUUUGGUGUUACAAGGACUUGCAUUCUCGUAAGGAAACCCGAGAAUCAGCUUGGCGUUCUCCUGGUUGGGACGAGUGUGUUGCAUACACUGUUCCUCUUAUCAGAGAAAUGCACUCGCGCAUUUUAGAACCAACUACAUUUUCACCAACUCAGUAAAAUAAUAUUUAUGAGUUAUAUUGUGAUGUAAGGAUCUUUAGGAAAUAUGUCAUUGGCUGGUAUAUUAUAUAUUUGUUGAUUUCUGAACUGUUAAUCAAAUUAUUUGUGUGUCUUCUUUUGUUGUGUAGAUUUAUUUGUGAUACAGACUUUAACACUUAAUAUCAACUUGGACCAUAAAAGAUGAGCUCUGUUUUUGGUCUCUGUCAAGGUUAUCAAGAUCUAAGUGGUUUGACUGACAGUCAAUAAAAGAUCUUGAUUUUUAUAACUCCAAAAGUGUUCAAUUAGUUGUAUGUGCCAUGUUGGUCACCUUAGCUGAGUUGUUUGUAAUUUAUAAAAUAAAUUUUAUGUUUUUUUUAUGUUA
Messenger RNA from Bacillus rossius redtenbacheri, 1276 nucleotides. RefSeq names its product protein NipSnap (gene Nipsnap). NCBI's taxonomy places the organism in Eukaryota, Metazoa, Arthropoda, Insecta, Phasmatodea, Bacillidae. The record is from RefSeq and is a predicted model, not a curated record. Gene Ontology annotation, cellular component: mitochondrion. Bases 88 to 915 code for a protein of 275 amino acids. The transcript has 5 exons.